This is a messenger RNA of Nerophis lumbriciformis (worm pipefish), 6714 nucleotides long. The record is from RefSeq and is a predicted model, not a curated record. NCBI's taxonomy places the organism in Eukaryota, Metazoa, Chordata, Actinopteri, Syngnathiformes, Syngnathidae.
AUGGAAUUAUCUGGCAUUAUCAAGAAAAUAGGACACUCUUUGGCUGAGAUAAGAGUUCGAGCAUUGAAGAGCAUCAUUUGUAAGCUGAAGCACUCCCUGAUUUCCAUACCUGACAUCGUUCAAGAAAAGAUGCUGUUCGUGUAUCUCCUGGAGUGGUUCAAAUUCCCAGAAGUUCCCAUGCAAGAGGAAGUCCUGGAUUUACUCUUGACUUUAUCCAAGCAUCCAAGUGCAGCCCAGAUGCUAAGAGAUGUAGAGGCGGAGGAUAUCCUAUCCCGACUGUCUGCCACCGUGCAACCGAGACUUCGAGCUGUCAUCGACGCAACCCUGGACCAGCUGUUCCAGCUACCUGAGCUAAUCCCCUGUCGCACCCCCGUCUAUAUGCACGAACCUUGUGGUGUCACCUCUGAAAUACCCACAGAUUUACCAUCUGAUGAGCAACUUCCUUAUCGGGGAUAUUUCCAGAAGAGUGUGCCGAAUUAUGUGGCUGUACCUCCCCUGAAGAUAGCAGUGCACGAAACCGUGCAGUGCUUGAAGUUCUCUGUGUUCCCGUGGCUGACUUUGACCAACACUGACAGACACAUUUUAUCCUCUAAUGAAAGGUCUUUAAGGAGCAGCAACCCCAACUUGGUGUGGGCCACAUGUGAGCUACUAUGUGAUGUCAUCAUGCAGGACUUCCCUGCUGAGAUUUUCCUGCAGAGGCCAAAUAUUGCAAAGACUCUUCUGUCCCUUCUGAGGCUGGGGUUGGGUGAAGGUGACGCAUGUUACCUCCACUUGCAGGCGCUCUCCUGCCUGAGGCAGCUUUGCGCGGGGCUGAGGCAGAGGCUUCGCUUUCAUCAAGAUCCGAGCUUCCACUCUGCCAAGCAAGGAGAUACUGUGUCCCAGAACUCCUCCUACUCCCAAGAAGAACAGGCGACCCAGCAUUCACAGGCAUCUUCCCCAACAGUGGAGUGCUCUCCUCGGCCUUCUGUGGUUGGCGGAACAGGUCAGAGGGUACGGGGUGAUGGUCAAGAUGGAGAUGCAGGUUCCAACAGUGGCAGCUUACAUGGGAGUGCAGUGGCAGCCCAGACAGCCAGACAGACACCUCCUGCAGAUGUGGGCCGGUGGGCGCUCCCUGACCAGGAUGUAGAAGAUGACCCAGAGAUAGAGCUGCAUCAGCUCACUUUGGCUCAGUUCACUGUAGAAACCCUGGAACAUGUCAUUCCGCUGCUUAAAACAGAUGCUUCACACGUGUUCUGUCGUGUUCUGGAGCUGCUGUUCGACACCGUCCUCCUGCUUGGGGACAGCAUUUCCGAACUGGUCUGGGACGAUCGCAGCCUGGUGGGGAUGGAGCUGAUGGAGAAGCUUCAAACAUGUAUGGAUUUGCAAGCAGAUGUACUGAGUUACCAUCAGGAUAAUAAAAGUGGUUCUCAAGCUCACCACAGAGUUGCAUACAUAGGCUCGGCCGCAUUCGUCAUUAAGUUCCUGCAGACUAUACUUCCUGUUGAAAAGGCAAGUGAGAAUGUACCAGAGAAGGCAGUAACAGCUCUUUUUCACCUGUGCUUGGACAAGUCAUUUGGCAUGGCAUUACCCAGCAUGCAAGAGGCAGCAGUGGCCUACUUGGAACAGUUAAACACGGACAGCCAUGAGCUCUGCAGGAAAGUGACCCGCAUUGCUCUGUGCAUGAAAUCCACUUGCCGCUUCCUGAAGGAGGAACGGAAUACUGAGGGAGAAAAGAACUGGCUCGAACUACUGGAGCUGGCGGAGCUGGCAAUAGAAGGGCUUCCAUUUCAUGAACACUUGCCCAUCGUUAAGGAAUGCAUUCAUUUCUGCUCCUAUUUGUGGAAAUUUGAUCACCCCAGUCCCGUCCUUCAAAUGGAGAGUCAGAAACUCCUCCUCAAGCUGUUGUCACAUCCAAUGCUACCUGUCAAGACGGAAACCUACAUGUGCGCAUUAACUGUGGUUCAGAAGUGCCUUGGGAUUCAGAAUGCGUCGCAACAAGAAUCAGGACUCUGCAACGGAGUGAACUUCCUCCUACACCACAAGGUGCUGUAUGAAAUAAGUGCCUUUGGUCUCCAGGAUUCUGCAGAGAAGGUGAAUGUCGCUGCCAAGGAUAUCCUGCUAUUUCUGCUCAAGGGACGAUUGAUGAUGACAAAGGCAACCUGGGACAGAUUCAUUGCGGCACGUUCGCGGGUCAUCGCUGUAUUACAGGGUUAUGCCAACACUGAGGAUUCACUGGGAAGAUGUGUGCUGCUACUAAGUGACAUGUCGGAGGUGGCAAGAGACGACAUGUUUCCAAGCACAGCCAAGUUAAAAGCAGCUCUCAGACUUCUUUUCACCAGACGGCCACCGGUGAGGAUAGCAGCAGUUCAACACAUUGUGCCGCUUCUAACCGGAGGAGGUGAUGCUAAGGCAACCAGGCCACUGCUCAGCCAGUCAGUGAUCUCCUCGCUUCCCAAUCUCUAUUGCAUCAGGCAACUGGUGGAUGUCAGUCUUGACACCAGCAACAAGUCUGUACUGAAGGUGUCGGCAGUGGAGAAGCUAUAUGGCAUGCUGUCCUCAGACACCACUGACAUGGCUCUGAGAAGAUCUGCUGCAGAGCAGCUGUCUGUGGUUCUACAUGAUUCAGCUAUGCAUCCAGUCCUGAAGACUCUUGGAAUAACAGACACCAUCAUUUCUUUCAUUACUGACAGUGUGAAUGGUAACAAGAGCUCGGACUGCAUGCUGGAACCUUGUGUGUGUAUCCUGAGAAAACUGGUGUAUGCUGAUCCAUCUCUGAGGAACAGCCUGGCACAACGCAACCUCCUGCUCAUCACUCUGCUACGAGCAUCACUAAUCAUGAAGGCAAACAAAAACAAUUGGGGAGAGGCUGCCGUCCUAAUGAGUUUGCUGCUCUUUGAUGAAAUAAGCAGCAUGGCAAUGUGGUCGGACAAAUCGCUGGACAAUGGCAAGCUUCAGACAUUCUCCCUCCCAUUGUCAGUAGUUCGCAGGUACAACAUGCCUUUCCAGGUUGUAAGCUAUCAUGCUGUCAGUCCAUACUGUUGCAUCCUGAAUCUCACUUCAGAUGUACUGACCUUCGCCCCUGCUCGUCAAGCCUUGCAGUUGGUCUGGAACGUUGCAUGGCACUGCGGUAUAGACAAACUGCUUAAGGAACCCAUUGGCUCGAUCAACAAUGCAGAGUUCCACGCCGACUUGAAUAUUUCGGAAGCUCAGGUCGCUUCACUGCGAGCGACGCACCUUCCGAGCGCACUGCAGGACUGCAUCCAGGAUGUGAUCUUGGCAGAAAGACACAGUUCAGUGAUCGCUGCCCUCUCCAGGCUCAAUAUCUACAUGAUGAUCGACAGACUGACUUUUCCUCACACAGCUACCUAUAAAUGUCGAGAAACGUUACACUCGCUCAACUGGAAGACUGCCAUUACCAGGUUUCUCCAGGUGCAUCCAGCCUCUGUGGAGGAUGAGAGACUGCUGGCGUACAUCCUUGCUUUUCUGAAUGCGUACUUCAAACCUUCGCACACACACUGGUCUGACCCGGAGGACAAGGACCUGCGCUGGAUGUUGGAGCUGCUUCUCAAUGAGGAAACAUCAUCCCUCCUUAAUUUGCUGCCGGGUGUGGAGACUGCACGGCCAGGCCAACACCCAGAGGAGCCGGAGCAAGUGAAGAACCAUGUUUGCCAGAAAUUACAGCGAGAGCUUAACAGCUUCUUCAAAAACUUGCUCAGUCACCUGGCACACACCUCGGACAGGCUAUGUCUGGCAUUAGCUGGCUGUUUCAAGAGCCAGCUGGCACUCGGUUUCCUUCAGAGCCUACGGGUGUCUGAUGCCCCGGACUUCUAUGGUCUCCCUAGUCUGGAGAGGACUCUCCAGGGUAUAGUCAGCCUGACAGCCCAGUCUGGUUGGAGCUUGCACUGCUUUGACCUGUCAUCUACCUCCCUUUGCGCCAAGUAUCUUAGUGGCCUGCUGGAGGUGAUCUCCUCCUUUUACGUGCGGUGGGGUGGUAACUCCAUGUCGUUCAUGGGUAAAGGGGUUACCAAGAAUGCUGUUGUCAGCUUGCUUCACUUGUCUCAUGAAAUGAUGGCUGAGAGCAAGGAAAAGGACAUCAUUUCCAUGUGGUCUUUGGGGAACGAGAGCACCGUUGAGGAAUCGAACGCCUCUCAGCUGGGUUUGGCCUGGCUUAUCCCACUCUGGGUGGACAGGGAUCAAGAGGUGAGGUUUGCCAGUUUGGGUUUAGGCGCUGCUUUGUCCGCGGUGGAGAGCGGCUGCCAGGCUUUAGGCGCCAGCUGCCAGAACAUCAGCGGAGGCCUUUGGGGCACGUUGCUUAAUAUCCUGCUUGAUCAGCAAGAGAGUAGCAUGGUCCGGAGAGAGGCUGCAUUCAUCCUGCAGAACCUGCUGGUGAUGCCCAUGCCUGCCAAUGCAGAAGAGGCCGAGGACUCCCACUGGCAGCACCCUCGUGUCCACAGCGAGGUGUCGGGUGUGUCUUUGGUUGGUCUACCUGCGCUCCAGGCUUUGCUUUACCACUGUCAGUAUUUCCAGCACGUUGCUUUGUGUGCCUCUGCCUGUUACAGAGGCAGACACACUUUUCACCUCCAAAAACGUGUUGUUGGAGCUGACAGUCGACAGGAGUGUGCUUCAGUUGUUUCAGAUAAUUCUCUGCACUUCUGGAGGAGUGCCGCAACAGCAGCACCGACUGCCAAUUCCAGCAGACCUCCCAGCUCCCUGUCCACUUCAAGCACUGCGGUAAGAGGUUCAGGGUCUGAGACCUCCAGAGCUGCAUCCCCCAUGAGCUACAUGACAGAUACUCCUGCCACCAGGCUAACUGCACAAGGGCAAAGUGACAUCGACACUGGCAACUCUAUUGCCUCGCAAGACCUUCAACCUGGCUGGUCCUUGUCAACGCAGACUGUUGUCAUGGUUACUCCUGACCUUCUUGUUGCCCACUGUGGCUUGCUGAUGAACUUGCUGGCGAUCCUGCCAGAUUUUACCUUGACGGCCAUCCAACAGAAUCAGCUAUUGCAAGCAUUGGCAGGUUUGGUGGCUGUUGGGCCUGUUGAAAAAUGCCUCAGUGAACUGAAAGCACCAAACAUCCUUCCUGGAGAGAGAGAAGACAUCAAGAGUCAGCUCGGUGCGCUACUUCACUUCCUGGCUGGCUUCUCCAAGCUGCUGCAUUCAUGUGUCUCACUUAGACCAGAACUCAUAGUCCAGAUGAACUUCUUGAAACAGUUGUUGUCCGCAUUGGUGGCAACACUCACCCUCAACACAGAAGGAUUAGAUGCAGGUACACGGGACAUCGUUCUCAUGUGCUGGGCAGAAGUGUUUACGCUCAUGGCUACUUUGGUGAAGAGGGACAAUUUUACAGUGUACCCAUCUGUUUCUGCUGCACUAGGGCGACGCUGGCGGACGUUUGCAGGAACAAUUUCAUUGUGUAUGCAGGAGAAGUUUGUUAGCCCACAUCUGCACAAAGGAGCUUUGCAUUUCCUUUCCAUCAUUUUCGCAGAAGAGUCAAAAAGACGAGAAAGAGCGUUAGCCACUUUGAACGCAGACAAUGGCGCCGCUUUAACUGACAUGCUGAGCGGUCCGUCAGCCACCGAGCUUUGUGAUUUGUUGCUGCAGAGUUUUGAAAGGAAGACGCUUCAGGAUCCGCUUAAAAAGUUGACGGCCAGAGCUCUGAUGUCGCUGAUGGCUGGUAGCACUUCAGCGCAGAACUAUGCUGCUUCAGCUGGAUUAAUUGACAGCUGUGUGGAACAGAUGAAGCAGGCUCACUCGCAGCUCACCUUGGAGUCCGUCCGAAGCGGCAAGCCGUCCCAUCGUAAAAAUGAAGAGGGCUACUUAAAGGAGGUUAAGAUGACGGUGGAGAUUCUGCGGAGCGCCGUCUACAACAACCGGGAAUGCAAAGUUUUGGCGAAAGAUGCAUGUAUCACACUGGUGGUGCACGCCCUUUGGCCUUGGCUCCUAAUGGAUGACCCUAUCAUGGAGGCUGUACUGGAGCUCCUCUGUGUCUACACUGCGGACUGCCCUAAAGCAUGCAGUUCCUUGUGUAGCGGGGGUUCAGGUGUCCUGCCAGGACCAAAAGCCGCAGCAAGUGGCUCACUAAUGCACUCCAUCAUGAAGUUGGCUUCGGGCACCGCACCUGACAAUAGCACCAUCCAGAAGCUUGCUUUCUCCUUGCUGGCUAACUCAGUUAUGUCUCGUGAUUGCAGGGGCAUCUUGCAGAAGAACAACUUCCUGCAAGCCUUCACAUCGGUGCCCGUGCCCAAAGUAGGUGGCGCCAGGGGCACGGGCGGCAGCAGUGGCUUGGGCGGCCUGAUGGGUCUCUGGCUCAGGCUGCUCGUCAAUCUGUCUUUUUCUGACGACGGCCAGGAAAGUAUCAUCAGAGUGAUUGGAGUACUGGGCGUUUUGGCUAAUCUGGCAUCACAUCAACGCCAUGCGCUGCUCACCCUUCACAACCUUUGCUUCUAUUCCGCCAACAAGCCACACAUCAUUGCCAAUGACAAAGCCCUGACAGUCCUGCUCUGCUGUCUGGAAAGCAAAGAGAUGGAGAUAUGCUGCAUGGGAGCGUCUGCACUUUGGGCAUUGCUCCAUAAUAACCAAAAGGCCAAGAUUUCCCUGAAGUGUCCUUCGGUUCGAUUGAAGAUUGAGGAAGCCCACCGCGUGUUUAAAAAGGAUGCUGAAAACAAACAGGAGCCUUUAUGCACCUACUUGUUGAAGUGCCUUGAAAACCUCUCCCAGCUGCUUAACACAUGA